CAGGUGGUGCUUAUUUCGGGCGCGCAGGCGGAAUAAGAGGGGUCUUCACCGGGAGAUGGAAACCGCUAAGCCAAAGCCGUUCAAGGCGGAAUAUGCAAAAUCUGGGCGAGCAGCUUGCAAGAAAUGCAAGGAUCCGAUCGCUAAGGAUGCAUUGCGGAUCGCUCGUGUUGUCGAAGCGAAGCAGUUCGACGGAUACAUGACGCUAUGGUAUCAUGCCUCAUGUGUUCUGAGCAACCCUGGCUUCUUCAACUCUGUGGAUGACAUCGAGGGUGCAGACCUUUUGAGAUGGGAAGAUCAGCAGCGAUUGAAGAAGUAUGCGGACGGGGAAACCCUAGGUGGCGGCGGCAAGGGCGAUCCAGCAGGAAAGGGGAAAGCUGCGGGCCGGACUGCCAAGGGAGAAGGAUUUGCCGGUGCGCAUGAUGAAGACGUUAAUGAUUAUUCCAUUGAAUAUGCCAAAAGCUCAAGAUCGACUUGCAAGGCCUGCGAGGAGAAGAUCCUCAAAGGAGAGGUGCGUAUUUCGAAACUGGCGGAAUCUGAGAGUGCGCAAUUCAGGGGGAAGGUACCUGCAUGGCGGCAUGCGCCAUGCUUCUUCAAGAUGGAUCUGUGGAGUGGUUCCGCAGAAUUGCUCCCGGGUUUUCAGUUUUUGUCAAAAGAGGAUCAGGUGUGGGUUAUAGAAGCAAAGAAAGCGGCCGAGAAGGGCGUCAUGCUGGAGAAGCGAGUACCAGCUGAAGGUGGCAAGGAGAAGGCGAGUGCGGAGGCGGAGAAAGGAUCAGCUGCCAAGAAGAGGGGACGGGCAACGAAGGCUGAAGUUCUUGAUGAUGAUGCGGAGAAUGCCACGAAGGGGAGGGGGAAGCGUGCGGAAGCGCAACCGGCCAAGAAGACAUCAAAAGUGAUCGAUGAUGAUGAGGAAGACGAUGAUGACAAGCCGAUUGCUAAGGUUCAAGCAAGCAAGCGGCCACGAACAGGUAAGAAUGCGCCGGAGGAGGCCGGAACGGUAGAGGAGGAGAAACCUAGGGCAAGGAAGGGCAGGAGUGCUGCGGCGGAAGACAUUGACAAUUCGGAUGAUAAAAGGACUAAGACCAUGGUGUCUGCUGCUAAAAGGAAAGUGGUAAAAGAGGAUGUAGAAGACCAGCAAAAAGCCUCCGCAGCGGAGCGAAAGGGAAAGAAAGCCAAGGAUGUCAAGUCUGAGGAGAAGAAACCACAGAAGAGUGCUUCGGAUAUCCAGUUUGAAAAAGACAUGGAGAAACAGACAAAGGCAUUGUGGGAGAUCAAGGAUGCACUGCGCAAGCAUGUAACAGUUAAAGAGAUGAGAGAAAUGCUAACGGCAAAUGGCCUCGACUCAUCGGGGCCGGAGACAGAGCUUCGCGAACGAUGCGCUGAUGGCAUGAUGUUUGGGCCUUUAGGCAAAUGCCCCAUGUGCAGCACACCCAGCUUAGAGUACGCGGAAGGACAGUACCGUUGCCGAGGUUUUCUCUCCGCAUGGUCCAAGUGUACGUUUGGCACGUGGGACUCUAUCCGAACAGACGCAAGCUGGGAACUUCCAGAUGAUACAGACAAUGAUUACCUCUUACUGUGGCAGAAGAAAAAUAAGAAGGUAAAGCCACCUAUCCGUCUUCUACCUCGUCAAGCUUCUCCUGCGGUGAGGCAAGCAAGUAGUCAAGCUCUGGUGGUUAAGGCGGAGACGCAGCAGAUUCCUGAAGGAACCGAGAGCGACAAACCUUUACAAGGCCUAGUGAUUGCCUUUGCCGGAAAGCUGAAGCGGUCACAGGUACAAUGGAAGGACUCAGUCACUGCAGCAGGAGGCAAGCUGGUCACUGGAAUUACCUCAGCGACAAACUGCAUCAUUACAACAGACGCAGAAGUAGAGAGGGAGAAUGCUAAACUUCUGGAAGCCAAAAGCAACAAGAUCCCGAUUGUCAGAGAGUCAUUUUUGGAGGACUGCAUUGAGAAGAAAAUGCGGAUGCGCAUGGCUGAAUAUAGUCUUGCUGAUGGAAUUAAGGGUCAUGAAAUUGCGACUGUGAAGGUGAAAGGCAGAGCUGCAGUUCACGAGGACUCAGGCCUUCAGGACGAAGGGCACAUUCUCGAGGUUGGAGAUGCGCUGUACAAUACCACACUGAGCUUGUCCGACAUGACCACGGGCAUCAAUAGCUACUAUAUUAUGCAAGUCAUCGAGGCAGAUAAAGGCAAGAACUGCUGGGUAUUCAGGAAAUGGGGCAGGGUAGGGGAUGCAAAGAGAGGAAGCCAGAAGAUCGAAGGGAUGCCAAAGGCUAGGGCUAUCGAAGAAUUUGAGGCGCUAUUUGAAGAGAAAACAGGAAGCAGAUGGGCUGCUUGGCGCAACAAUUCGGGAGAUUUCCAAAAGUUCCCCGGGAAGUUCUAUCCAAUUGAAAUUGAUUAUGGAGUUGAUGACAAAUCAAAAUUGCGACGCCAUAAAGAAAUUGGAGCCAGCAGCAAGCUUGACCCGCGUGUCAUCAGUCUCUUGCAGAUGCUGUUUGACAUUGAAACUUACAAGGCUGCUAUGCUGGAAUUUGAGAUUAAUGUUUCAGAGAUGCCACUCGGCAAACUCUCAAGACGGCACAUUGAGCGAGGUUUUGCGGUGCUUCAAGAGGUGCAGAACUUGCUUCAGAUGCGGUUUGAUGAGCAAACUGCGCCGCGACGAGAUGGGAUGCUUGUUGACGCUUCAAAUCGAUUUUAUACCCUAAUCCCCGCCGUCAAGCCAGCUCCAAUCAGCACAGAAGAAGCCUUGAAGGGCAAGAUCAUGAUGCUGGAGGCGCUGCGGGAUAUCGAAAUUGCGGCGAAGCUCAUCUCCGAGGAGGGUGACGAAGGUGAAGAUGCCCUGGACACAAAUUACAAGAAACUCAAGUGCCCGAUUGUCCCAUUGCCGCAAGAUGGUCGGGAGUUCAAUCUCAUCAAGAAGUACCUGAAGAACACGCAUGCACCAACCCACAAGGAGUGGGGUCUUGAGCUGUUGGAUGUCUUUAGAGUGGACAGAGAGGGCGAAGGCGACAAGUACGCGCCAUUUAGAGAUGAGCUUCACAACAAGAUGCUUCUGUGGCAUGGUUCUCGGACAACAAAUUAUGUGGGUAUUCUGAGUCAAGGCCUGAGGAUUGCUCCCCCAGAGGCCCCAGUGACUGGAUACAUGUUCGGCAAAGGUAUCUAUUUUGCGGAUUUGGUCAGCAAGUCUGCGCAGUAUUGCUACACAAAUAAAUCGAACCCCGUUGGACUGAUGCUUCUGUCAGAGGUGGCUCUUGGCGAAAUGUAUGUCAGAAAGCAAGCCGAGGUCAAGCUGCAGUUUUUGCUCAAGGUUGGGUUCAAGUACAAGAGGUGAAAGAGGGGGAAUGAUCCUCGAUGAGACGGCGGCUUCUUCUUUUCAGCAUUCUCUGCGGCGGUAAUCGUCAUCCUCCGAUCUUUUGGCCUGUUUGUAAUUCUUGAUGGAACUUCGCUUCGUUGAUCAGGGUUUGAAUCCCUGGUUAGUCCGGACGCCUGCCUGUGGCGCAAAAAAGAGUCCGAGUCCGAUGCAGGCAAAGAAGCUGUAGUUCUUGGUCCAGGUCAAGAUCAGAUUUUCAUGUACACCAAUUGCUCCGCACGUGGCGCGAAAGAGAGAAAUUCUGAAUUGUGAACGGCAUUGACCAUUGACCAGGGUUCAAACCCUAAACCCUUGGUCCAAAACUGUGGCGCAAAAGCAGUCCAGCCUGGUCCGUUUCUGGCAAAAGAGAGAGCAAUUCUCAAUUGCACGGCGCUGACCAGGGUUCAAACCCUAAACCCUAAACCCUGGGUCCAGAACUGUGGAUCAAAACCAGUCCACUCCAUUUCCUGCUGGGCGCAAUGCAGGCGAAGUUGCAGUGGUUCUUCGUUCAAGGCCAGGUCGGAUUUCAUUUCCUGCUGCUGGGUGCAAUGCAGGCGAAGUUGCGGCGGUUCUUCGUUCAAGGCCAGGGGUCGGAUUUCAUUUCCUGCUGGUGGGUGCAAUGCAGGCGAAGUUGCGGCGGUUCUUCGUUCAAGGCCGGGUCGGAUUUUUAUCUACAACAAGAGUCAAACGAGAGAGCGAAGGAGAGGAGGAAGCAUGGGUGCAGGUGGUGGCGGCAAGGUCGUUGACUAGCUAGUUGUAACUACACAAUUUUUUUUAUUUUACUUUUUUUUUUUUUCUGUGUUUAGACUGUGUAGAGUCUCUACGAGUGUCAGCUACCGAUUGCGUCUUCAACUUUGCUAUUACGCAGGUUUCGUAUAGCGCGGACAAUUUGUGCCUUCUUGGAAGUUCUAUGAGCUGAUUUAGCUUCUACCAUUUUGUCAGCGGUGUUCUGCUCGGACCCUAGAGAGAGAGAGAGAGAGAGAGAGAGAGAGAGAACUCGCCACCGGUGUUGCCGGCAUUGUCAGGGAAAACUGUUUGGAAACUGGUCCGUGUGAAUGUAGUCAGGUUCGUGGCCAGAUUCAUGCUUACUGAGGGCAAAACUAGCAGCAGUGGUCCUUGCGAAUGUAGCAAGGAAAGCGGAGUAUGUUCAGGGUUUCGUGUAG
Chara braunii is the source of this 4506-nucleotide messenger RNA. NCBI's taxonomy places the organism in Eukaryota, Viridiplantae, Streptophyta, Charophyceae, Charales, Characeae. The record is from the annotation of a GenBank genome assembly.